GUAAGACAGGAGGCUAGGAGCCUACAGUUUUGCGGGUGGUGCUUACUGGCUACAAAAUGAGUCAAGGGGACACAAACUCCGCUGCUGUCCCUCAUGUGGCAGAGGACUUACACGGAGAUGACCGCUGGCUGUCACAGCACAAUAGAUUUGUCCUGGACUGCAAGGACAAGGAGCCAGAUGUUCUGUUUGUAGGUGACUCAUUGGUGCAGCUAAUGCAGCAAUAUGAGGUCUGGAGGGAGCUUUUUUCGCCACUCCAUGCAUUGAAUUUCGGUAUUGGAGGUGAUACAACCCGUCAUGUUUUGUGGAGACUUCAGAAUGGGGAACUAGAGAAUAUCAGACCAAAGGUCAUUGUGUUAUGGAUUGGGACCAAUAAUCACGAUAACUCAGCUGAAGAGGUGGCUGGAGGAGUGGAAGCCAUUAUAAAACUCAUCAACACACUGCAGCCACAAGCCAAGAUUAUUGUCAUGGGUUUGCUGCCACGUGGUGAAAAGCCAAACCCACUCCGCGAGAAGAAUGCUCGUGUGAAUCAGAUCAUACGCUCAUGGUUGCCUCGUUUGCCAGGGGUGCAGCUGUUAGAUGUGGACAAUGGUUUUGUGCACUCGGAUGGCGCCAUCUCCAGGCACGACAUGUUUGAUUUCCUCCAUCUUACUGCUUCCGGGUAUGCAAAAGUCUGCAGACCACUCUAUGAACUAAUCAUGCAACUUCUUGAAGAAACUCCAGAGGAAAAGCAGGUCACCCUAGCCUGACCCCUGCUUUGGCUCCAUCUUCGUUGUCCGUUUUACAACAUUGGCUGCCCCUCAUGCUCAAUGCAACUGCAUCAGCUGUAUAUUGAUAUGCGCAGUGUGUACACACAAGACUUGCAUUCACCUGUUCCACAUCUUCCUAUAAAUUCCCUUUACUGUCUGUCUUUGCUAAUGGCAGUCCUAAUAAUGCCUCCUCUGCAGAUCCUGAUGUGUAAUGUGGAGUUCAGGUUUCCCAGAAAAGGCAACAGCAUGAUAAUUUAUUAACAAUGAAGGGCAUUGUAUAAAACCAACAACACUUGUGGUUUACCAUGCCAGAGUAAACGGUCAUAAAACCAGUAGAAAGGCAUGUAAAAUAAUUAUAUUUUAUUCUCUAAAAUUGUUACAUUUUGAGGUAUCACUAAAACAUCUGCCAGUCUUACUUUUUAACAGUGAGACUGUCAAAUGUAUCACUGGCCAUUUAACAGGGUGGAUUUUUGUUUUUGCAAGCACUGAGUAGAUAAUGGUCUGUGUGUGCAUUUGACUGCUGUGCUUCUUAAAACAAACUGGCAUAAAAGGGGUUAAAUGUAGAAACAUCCUGCUUUGAGUAGGCAGCCCUUUUUCUGCCAGACUAGUUCUGACACAUGGCAAACCCUUGUAAUUUGUUUUAUAUGAUAUUUUGUCCUGUGUCUGUCUUAACCUUGAGCAGGGCCAACUCAGGCUGGAACUUUGUAUAUAUUUUGCUCGUAUGAUUUAUGUGUUUGAGAAUCUCUGGCCUGUCCAAGGGACCAACAGUUCCAUGGAUCAACACAAAAAGAAGCAGACUUAUAAAUGUGGUGGAAUUUUCUUAUGGAUUGUUGCAAACUGAGAAUGCAGUGCAUCGUACUGUGCUAUAGAGAGAGAGAGGGGAAGCAUAAGGUAGGCUGGAAUAAAUAUUUUAAAGUCAUCCCCUUACUUUAUUACAGAUAGUAAAGGGCAGCGGUUGUCAAACGUUUUCAUCUCAAGACCCUCUUGGACCAGUUAUCUAUAGAUUAUCCAUAGUUUGAAGAAUAUCUACAAGUUUACCAAAUCUCUAACUGAAUUUACCAAAUCUCUUAACUGAACUUUAAGCUGGGCUCUUGUGCAUUUAUGUGAAACUUAACAUUCAGUUAAGACUCCAUACCCUUACUGGCCCAAUAAUUUGGCAACCACUGGUGUAAGCAAUUAAUAGUUUACUUGAAAGGGAGCUGUCCAAUUUUGAAGACGGCAUGUGUUAUUAUAAAGUGACUUGUAUGCAAGCUUUCUUUUUUUCACAAGGCAUUAUUUAUUGGAUUGUGGCUGAAUAUUCUAAAUUAAGCUGUCCGUUUGGGAAUUUUUUUUCCUGAUUUGUUUGACUGCUUAGGUGUGCCCCAUAUCUACUUCUCAGCUGAAAUUCUGCUGGUUAACAAAAUGUUGUCUACAUUAAAGGCAUCAUUAAGAGUAUGGUUGUUACAAGGAAAAAAUGAGUGAUUUAGAUUGGCCGGCAUGCUUCGUGGGCUUUUUUGAAUAAAAUGUUUAACUAUGUUCUAUAAGUAAAUCCCAAUAAUUGUUAAAGGGGUGCGCAACCCGUAAAACAUUUUGCAUAAUAAAAUAACAUGUAAUUCUGAGCAACUUUCCAAUAUACAUUAAUUACACAAUAUCAAUGGAUUCAAGGUUAUUUAUCAUUUAUUUACUAUUGAGAGCAAUGUAGGGCUGAAUGUUUACAAUCUCCGUACCCCUGGCUGAAAUGUUUCAAUGUAAUCUUUCCUACCGCACACCUGUAGUUCACCAGUCCUGCAAUGGUGGUGCGUUCUUCCGUUGACCCGGCAGGAUGUUUGGUGGCUAAAUAAAACGGGAUACUCCCCGACUGCAUUAACUUGAGUGUGUGCGGAUCCGUUUCUAUACGUAUGAAAUGUUUCAAACCAGACCUGGAGGUGAACUGACACUGUUACAAUGUUCCUGGCCUAAAAAUGGAAAAGGAUAAACAAAAAUGUUUAUAAAAUUGCAAUUUAAUUAACAAAUAUGUUUUGGAAAGUUGUUUAGAAUUACAUUUCAUUAUUUAAAAAAAAUAAAAGUUGGUUAGAAUAUGCCUUUUAAUCAAAAUCCCGUACAUAUACUUUUAUUUUUUUUAGGAAAUGAUAUAUAACCAACAUAUAUAUAUAUUCUUUAAGUUGCAUAGACAUUGACUAUCCCACGGCAGCCCAAUUCUCUUAUUAGCAUCAUGCCAUUGUGUUCUUACUGAAAUUAAAUUGUGUGUGUAGGAUAUCUAUUAUUUUGUUAUAAAAAUAUAUAUAGUUCUAUAUUUUACAGCCUGGGACUACAGCUAAGGCAUCUUUCUUUAAAAGGGACCAAAUUUGAUUUACAGUCAGCAUUUGGGGAGGAUGGGUUCCCUGUACUGCUUGAAAUUCCUCUGUCUGUGUUUUAGCUCUGUAUAGCUUACAGUCUUCUUUUAUUCUUGAGCUUGCAUUUCUGUGUAUGACAAAUGUGAAAUGAUCCACCCUCUAUUAUUGUGACAGAUGUGUAUGGAGCGGCGUUAUAAAAUUCAUAUUUGAAUGUU
Messenger RNA from Xenopus laevis (African clawed frog), 3273 nucleotides. RefSeq names its product platelet activating factor acetylhydrolase 1b catalytic subunit 2 S homeolog (gene pafah1b2.S). Lineage: Eukaryota; Metazoa; Chordata; Amphibia; Anura; Pipidae. The record is from RefSeq and is marked predicted. Gene Ontology annotation, cellular component: cytoplasm. Gene Ontology annotation, molecular function: platelet-activating factor acetyltransferase activity; 1-alkyl-2-acetylglycerophosphocholine esterase activity.